Molecule: messenger RNA, 661 nt
Organism: Medicago truncatula (barrel medic)
Lineage: Eukaryota; Viridiplantae; Streptophyta; Magnoliopsida; Fabales; Fabaceae
Product: transmembrane protein 234 homolog
Exons: 1
Coding region: 94-495 (133 amino acids)
Source: RefSeq, a predicted model, not a curated record
AUAAUUUUUUGUUUUUUGUUAAAGAAUCUAAAAAUCAAUCUUAUUAUACACCUCUAAGUUUGACUGCAGAACUGAAGAAUUGGAGGUGCAAAGAUGGAGAAGAUGAUCGCAGUAGGCAUAGUAUGGGGCGCAACAAACGCUGUCAUGCGCCGUGGUGCACUUCUCUGGGAUGAAGCACUCAAAUCCUCCAAACAACCACAUCCUCCCUCAACAAAUCUCUCCCAAAAAAUCUCAAUCUCUCUACGCAACUGGCUUAAGCUUCUCUCGAUCUGGCAAUACUCCAUCCCCUUUCUCAUCAACCUCUCCGCUUCCGCCACUUUCUUCUCCAUUCUUUCUGACGCUCCUCUCUCCCUCGCCGUCCCCGUCACCAACGCCACCACCUUCGCCUCCACCGCUCUCUUUGCUACUCUCCUUGGUGAACAAUCCAACCUCCCUCGCACUUUCUUUGGUACCGCUCUCAUCAUCAUCGGCAUUUGCUUAUGUAUCAAUUCAUAACUUCCUUUCUUUCUGUUUCAUUUUUUUUUUAUUGUAAAAUGUUAUGUGUAAUUGGAUUUACGAAAUUCAAAUUCAAUUUUGUCAUUUUUUUUUCUUCAAAUUAUUACAGGUGUGAGGUGUCGGCUUGUCAGUGUUAGUAGAUUAUAUAUCCAUAGCUUAGGGUUCA